AUGUUCACGUCCAAGUCCAACUCGGUGUCGCCCUCGCCGUCCCUGGAGCAGGCGGACCCGGACGCGCUAGACAUCAGCACCAAAGUGCAGCUGUACGGCGUGCUGUGGAAGCGGCCCUUCGGGCGGCCGUCCGCCAAGUGGUCCCGCCGGUUUUUCAUCAUCAAAGAGAGCUUCCUUCUUUACUACUCGGAAAGUGAGAAAAAGAGCUUUGAAACCAAUAGACACUUCAAUAUACAUCCUAAGGGUGUCAUCCCCCUGGGGGGCUGCCUGGUGGAGGCCAAGGAGGAGCCCAGCAUGCCCUAUGCCAUGAAAAUCUCCCACCAGGACUUCCAUGUGCACCGUGGCCCCUCUUCCUGGCAGGGGAACAUCUUGCUGGCAGCGGAGUCUGAGUUUGAGCAGGCGCAGUGGCUGGAGAUGCUGCAGGAGUCGGGGAAGGUGACUUGGAAGAAUGCCCAGCUGGGAGAGGCCAUGAUCAAGAGCCUGGAGGCCCAGGGGCUGCAGUUGGCCAAGGAGAAGCAGGAGUAUCUAGACAAGCUGAUGGAGGAGACCGAGGAACUCUGCCUGCAGAGGGAGCAGAGAGAGGAGCUCGAGCGCCUUAACCAGGUGCUGGAGGCUGAGAAGCAGCAGUUUGAGGAGGUGGUGCAGGAGCUGAGAAUGGAGCAGGAGCAGAUCAAGAGGGAGCUAGAACUGACUGCAAGAUGCCUCAGGGGCGUGGAGCAAGAGAAGAAGGAGCUGAGGCACUUCACAGAGUCCUUGCAGCAGACGCUGGAGGAGCUCUCCAUAGAGAAGAAGAAAACCCUGGAAAUGCUGGAGGAGAAUGAGAACCAACUGCAGACACUGGCCAAUCCGAGCGAGCAGCCCUCUCCCAGUGGGGGUCUCCAUAGUAACCUGAGGCAGAUCGAGGGGAAGAUGCAGCAGCUCCUGGAAGAGAAGCUCCUGGCAGAGAAGCGGAUGAAGGAGAACGAGGAGCGCUCGCGGGCCCUGGAGGAGGAGCGGGAGUUCUACUCCAGCCAGUCCCAGGCGCUGCAGAACUCGCUGCAGGAGCUCACCGCACAGAAGCAGCAGGCCGAGCAGGAGCUCAAGGCUGAGGUGAAGGUCCGCAUGGACCUGGAGAAGCGCCUGCGGGAGGCCGAGGCGGCCUUGAGGAGCCUGGAACAAGGGCUCAACUCCAAGGUGCGGAACAAGGAGAAGGAGGAGCGGAUGCGGGCUGACGUGAGCCAUCUGAAGAGGUUCUUCGAGGAGUGCAUCCGGAACGCCGAGCUGGAGGCCAAGAUGCCGGUCAUCAUGAAGAACUCCGUGUACAUCCACAAGGCGGCCACCCGCCGCAUCAAGAGCUGCCGUUUCCACCGGCGCCGGUCCAGCACCUGGAAUGACAUGAAGCCGUCCCAGUCCUUCAUGACCUCCCAACUGGAAGCCAACAACAUAGAGGAGCUGAAGGAGGUGGCCAAGCGGCUGACCCGAGACCAGCGCUUCCGGGAAUCCAUCUACCACAUCAUGGUGACCCAGCCCGGACCGCCCUCAGCGCUCGCUCCUCCCCGGGGUGGAAAGUGA
This is a messenger RNA of Pipistrellus nathusii (Nathusius's pipistrelle), 1551 nucleotides long. The record is from the annotation of a GenBank genome assembly. Lineage: Eukaryota; Metazoa; Chordata; Mammalia; Chiroptera; Vespertilionidae.